Molecule: messenger RNA, 1628 nt
Organism: Limulus polyphemus (Atlantic horseshoe crab)
Lineage: Eukaryota; Metazoa; Arthropoda; Merostomata; Xiphosura; Limulidae
Product: meteorin-like protein
Exons: 5
Coding region: 284-1183 (299 amino acids)
Molecular function (GO): hormone activity
Source: RefSeq, a predicted model, not a curated record
UAAUUCUGUAACGUCCUGAACCUGUUGACGAUAUCUGAUACACUUGUCGACUUUGUGAAGACAGAUAGAGUAGCAGAGCUUCGGCAGGAUGAACCUGAUUCGUAGAAAUCACACUGUUACACAAACGAUCACUAGGGGAUUAGUGUUCAUGUAAAAUGAACCAACAGGCGAAAAGAAUUGUCACGUUUAAUUGGUAUCUGCUGAAUAUUGAUCGAAACUUUAGUCAAAUUCUGUGGGAGCAGCGGUUACAAAAAUGUGGUAAGAAAAAGAAUAGUGACUAUCAAUGGGGACAUCAGUGACCUGCAGUUAUUACUGGUGUCUGGAGAUAACCCGUUUGACAAUUAUUGUGACCCUUGCUGGUGUUACUCUGCAGAAUAAUAGCGAUGUUUGUGACUGGAUAGAAAGUGGACUGAAGCAAGAAGCAUCUAAGUCAUAUGAAGUCAAGACUAUUUAUUUGCGGUGUGCACAAGGAAGGAUUGAAUGGAAAUAUCCGCGAGGGGCGCUGCGAGUUGUGUUACGUCAUGGAACUUCCGGUCGAGAAUUUCAAGGGUGCCUUCAAGCUGAUGAUCGAUUUAGUGGCGCCAGUAUUUACAUAGAAGGACAUAGAAAAUUACAUUUAUUGUUCAGCAAAAUUGACGGAAAACAUCCAAAACUGUUUCGAUGUUUUACCUCUCAAAACGGAGAAAUAGCGCUUUACGUUGAAGCGGAGCAAUUUAACAACAGACUACAGAAAGAGAUAGCAGCCUUUAACUAUGAUCUCCAGCCAUUUUCUGGCAAAACUAUAUACAAUAAGUUAGAUGAGUGUCGUCCGUGUACAGAAGAAGAACUAGUUGGAUUUUACUGUGGCAGUAGUUUUGUGUUUGAAGGAUUAAUAAACACCAUUGUCCACCGAAAUGAUCUCCAAUGGUCAGAGCUGACAGUUCAAGUAACCCGGAUGUACAGAGACAGUCAGAAGUCGGUACUUUCUAAAGUUACACACAACACAGAUAGCACUGUUAUCCAACAAGCUCGUCUCUACAGGCCUUUGAAGUGUGGCUCAAAGCCCAGCUACGAGGAAUUCUUAUUUAUGGGUAGAUGGAAGCUGGGGAAUCCUAUCCUGCAUUGCGCUCCAAGGUUAGCAGAAUGGAGGAAGGUUAGAAGGAAAGUCUUAGAAGAGGGUAAAAACCAAUGUAUAUUGGAAUAAAAGAGCCUAAUAAUUAAAACAUAUUUUACUGUACAAUCAGUGUGCCCUUAUAUCCAUUAGGAGUAACAAAAAUCCCACCUAAAGUGAAGUUCAAACUGAAAACUUUUCUUAUUGUUUCUGCUAUUAUUAGAAGAAGAUUUAUAUAACAAGAAAAAAGUGAAAAUUAAUUUUUUUUUUCAAAAUAACCAAUGAGCAGUUAGCAACUGAUGAUUUUUGGAUGGUUGUUGUCCCUGCAAUGUUUUUCUACAUAUCAGCCUAUCAUGGUUGUUAUUGGUGCUGAUCCAGUUAUGAAAAUGAAAAUUAUUUCCAUACAGACUUAUUUGGUGAUUUAGGGACUCGAUUAAAUCACAGUUUCCCUCGUCAUUCAAAACAAAUAAGCUUGAAUUCUAGACUAGAGAGUGGAAUAUAACGUGAAAUGAAUCUUAAAAUAAAAAUGUGUUCAUAA